AUGCGCACGCUUCCCUUCUCCAUUGCUGCGGCCUUGGCCCUGGCGGCCAACCCGGUCUCUGCCUUCUUCAGGUUGCCCUGCUCUCGUCCCGUCACUCUCCAGCGCGCCGACCCUAUCGUCAACCCAGGACAGCUGUCAUCGCACGCUCACACUGUCAUGGGAGGGAACGGAUUCAACUUUACGAUGGAUUACGAUACGGCAAGGGCCUCAACUUGCACCACCUGCAAGGCCCGCGAGGACCUGAGUAACUAUUGGAUCCCUAACCUCUACUACCGCGGCCCCGACGGCACCUUCCAAGAUGUACCCCAGUCUGGUGGUAUGCUGGUGUAUUACCUUCAACGAUCAGACCCCAAGGACCCAGAGUAUGAAAAGGGCUUGCUUGCCUUCCCUGAGGGCUUCCAGAUGCUGGCUGGUAACCCGCACCUGCGAAGCUUCAAGAACACGCUGGAGCAACGAGCCAUCUCAUUUGCCUGCCUCGGGGUAAGCGGGCCAGAGACUCACGAGAUCCCUUCCCAUAAUUGCCCUAACGGGUUGCGGGCUCAGGUCAUGUUCCCCUCGUGCUGGGAUGGUAAGAAUCUGGAUUCGCCCGACCACAAGAGGCAUAUGGCGUAUCCAGAUCGCGUUGACAGUGGCGUUUGCCCAAAGUCGCAUCCAAAGCGCCUGGUCACGAUAUUCUAUGAGGUAGUCUUUGAGAUCGAUCAGUUCAAGGACAAGUGGCAUGGUAGCUCGCAUCCAUUUGUUUUCUCCACCGGCGAUCCCACCGGAUACGGGCUACAUGGUGACUUUCUCAACGGAUGGGAUGUCAAGGUCCUGCAGAAGGCAGUGAAAGAGUGCACUGACGAUUCUGGGGUCAUUGAAAAGUGCCCCGCACUUACUUUCUUCGACGACGACGCCAUGAACGGAUGCCGAGUGCCUGUUCGAGUCGACGAAAAGACAACUGGUGUCCUCAAAGCUCUCCCCGGAUGUAACCCCGUCACCUUCGGCCCAGAGCCUGCUACCCCUAUAAUGGGAGAUGCGUGCAACGCUACAAAGAAGAUCAGCCCACCAAAGUGGCCCUUUACCGACGUUACCGACACCAAGAAGUUCAGCUACCUUGGAUGCGCCAAGGACGCCUACGGUUCCCGCAGCCUUAAUAUGGCACAGAAAAGUGGCGAUAAGAUGACGAUUGAAUCAUGCCUUGACUACUGCGAAGAAAAAGGCUACUCACUUGCUGGUCUCGAAUAUGGUCGAGAGUGUUACUGCGGAAAUACGAUGGAAAAGAGCCAUCUUCCCGUCAAAGGACAACUUGGUAAAUGUGAGAUGCCUUGUGCCGGAAACAAGGAACAGGUCUGCGGAGGUCCGGGUGCGCUUUCUCUUUACCAAAAGUGCAAGCCAUCGGAAGGCUCCUGCAAGAAUGCCCAGAUUAUGUAG
Messenger RNA from Fusarium proliferatum ET1, 1410 nucleotides. RefSeq lists its product as uncharacterized. The coding region runs from base 1 to 1410 and encodes 469 amino acids. The transcript has a single exon. NCBI's taxonomy places the organism in Eukaryota, Fungi, Ascomycota, Sordariomycetes, Hypocreales, Nectriaceae. The record is from RefSeq and is a predicted model, not a curated record.